Messenger RNA from Elaeis guineensis (African oil palm), 986 nucleotides. RefSeq names its product calmodulin-binding protein 25-like. Gene Ontology annotation, molecular function: calmodulin binding. Gene Ontology annotation, cellular component: nucleus. The record is from RefSeq and is a predicted model, not a curated record. NCBI's taxonomy places the organism in Eukaryota, Viridiplantae, Streptophyta, Magnoliopsida, Arecales, Arecaceae. Gene Ontology annotation, biological process: response to osmotic stress.
UCCUCUCCUUCCGAUCCAAUCUUUUCCCUAAGUUUCGAUCGGAAUCUGGCCCCCUGGUCUCGAAAUGCAGUGGUGGAAACCUUAAUCUGAAGCCCUACUCAAAGUUUUUCUUGGAUCGGAGGAAAGCAAGACGAUGUCCGAGAACUGCGCCGCCGCCGACUCCACCUACUACCGCCCUCCCUUCCCCGACUCCUGGAUCUCCAACACCUUCGCAAGAGAAACCGAAGCCCUCACCAAGGCCCUCCAGAUCUCCCUCUCCGCCACCGACUCCCUCUCCUCCUCCUCCUCCUCCUCCUUCCUUCUCGACCUCAUCAAACCCGAGCCCACCGCGCUGGCCCCCUAUCCUGACACGGGCUUGAAGCGGGCAGCGCCGCCUGCGACGGGGAGGAUCUCGAAGAGGAAGUCGCGGGGGUCGAAGCGGUGCCCGACGACGUACAUCAACGCCGAUCCGGCCAACUUCCGCCAGAUGGUCCAGCAAGUCACCGGGGUCCGGGUCGUAGACGCGAACCUCCCGGUCGAGCCGGUGUCCGAGCCCGAGCCGCAGCGGGCCGGAGGGAGCCGGAGCGGGCUUGAGCCGCCGCAGAGCUGCCUCCCGACGCUGGACACCUCGGCCGUUUUGCUAGACCGGACCUGGGUAGUCGGGCCGGAGACGGAGACGCUGGGUUCUAGUGGACCGGCGGUCGACGGCCCUGUCGGGUAUGAGUUGGAGCCGUUUCCGACCUUCCCGACCCUCGAGUCUUGGGGCGUCAUGUAGCAGUCUGACGCGAAAAGCCAAUAAAUAGUUUUUUUUUUAAAAAAGUGGGGUGGUUUAUGCAUCGUCUGAUGGGGAUCGGAAGGACGUUGUUCUUCCUCUCCUUUGUGCAUAUAACUUUUGCCUUUUUUUGGCUUUCUUUUCCCUUUUUUCUAUGAGUCUUACGUUACCUUAUAUAUAUAUAUACAUGUAUAUUAGGUGGUAAUGCGGUAUGUGAAUCUCUUACAUAUUCUGU